GACGUGAGGCUCCCGCGACCGCCUCGUGCAGCCUCCUCCCCCUUCGUGCCUUUGUGUCUUUGGACCACACGACUUGCCUCUCUCUUUUAUGGUCCAACGGAAAUCCUGCACAAUGCUGCAACACUAUCUCUAACUUUUCAUACCCUGUGCUGGCCACAGUCGACAAAAUCUCUACAUCCUUUCCUUGAGUAUUCAUUCCUCUAGUACCUGCUGUCCCUGCUGUACCUCACAUCCUCCAAUCUUGUCCAGAUUCCUGGGACAUCGGGCCCUCUACCGUAUAGAUGCACACAGCCAAUUUCCCUUGUACGAUGGAUUGACGCUAACUGGCCAACAACUGACGAUCCCUCAUCUUAUUACACCUCCGUCUUAACACCCGGCACCCUGCCCUCGGGCCCAGCGUCCAUCCCAAUAACCCAUACCCCAUGCUGUCUCUGCCCCAGACCCUUCGCAAAAGGAGUCUUUGUACCACCACGACGAGCUCGUGUGAGCUGACAACACCGCUCCUCCUCUUUCUUCCUCACCGUCGAACCUAACUUCACCACUCACCCUCCACUGCUGUCCAAACUCCUGCCUGACAUGCAUUCAGGCAGGAUGUUUGCAUUUGGCUAUGCCCUCCGCAAGAGGCAGGAUACUCGCUUUGACGAUCUCCCUUCGACCAUUGCACCUCCUACAGAAACUCCUCUACCUACAGCCAUCGUCCCCUCAGAUGUGGUGACAGAUCCAACGGCCAUCGCCUCAGUCGUCUCUGCAGAAGCUCCUUCGGGCUUGACGACCGUAAUCGAGACACAGACACUCGCUCUCACAGGUCCUGUCCCUAGCACCGUCACUUCAGUCCGAACCAGAACGAUUACAGACCCUCUCGAAUAUGCUUCCAUCACCUCUGCUGCCGCCGCUUCCUCGUCUCCCACCACCGAACGCACCUCUUCAAGAGCCUCCUCUACGUCCCAAGCUACAGCCGGUGUUGCCACUGACGCUCCAUCAUCCAACCUGAGUACACUUAUUCCUGCCAUCGUGGUGCCUAUCGUCGUCGUAUUGCUCGCUUCGUUGGCUCUCUUUUGGUUCAUCCUCCGCAGGAGACAUAGAAGAGAACUUUCAGACCAGCCUGAAUUCGUCAUGGCGGGCAAGGGCGAGAAGUUGAGCAGCAGGUCCAAUAGUGCGAGGUCGGUCAGCUCAGAACUACGACCCAUGGAGAAGAAGUCGUCUCCAAUUGUGGCUCAGAAAGAACUUCCCUCGACGUCAGCGUGGAGAUCUCCAGCAGCAAAAUCCACGGAAUGGCCUACUGCGGAAAUCGGUCUUGCUCGUCCCCUGACUCCACAAGAUCCUAGGACAGAGAGUUAUACCCGACCAUUUGAUCAGUCUCCCGUUGCAGCUCCCUCACCAGCUCGCUCGUAUCGAAAUUUCAGUGGCCCGUCGCCCUCACCACACACAACCACCCCUGGUCGCGGCCAUCCUCCACCAGUAGCUUUGAAUGGAGGGGCAGGCAGAAGUCGUGGAAACAGCAUUACCAACCAGCGACCACCUCCCUCUUCUCGAUCAGGACCAAGCCCAACCUCCCGAAGUGGCAUGAGCCCUACCAAGCUCACCGGUCCAAGCCUUCCGAGAACCAUGGCUACGGGAUUGCCAGGCUCAGCCAUUGCUCCUUCAACAGCCUUCCGCCUCCGAGAUCCAUCCCCAAGCAUGAAUCAGAAUAAUCGUGCUCAAGCUCCUUCGCGUCUCGAGGCUCCUGGUGCCUAUAAUGGUGCCUCCUCCAUCUCCCAGUAUUCACCCAUUGUUAAGGACUCUCCAGCAUCGGCAUUGUCAGGUCCAUCCAAUAAACGGCAACCUCCCCCACCUCUCACAACCAUGAACUUGAACAAGUCCCUCAAAACACCAUCGUCUGCUUCACCUGGCGGCAUGACGGAAGAGAACCUACGAAUUGCUCGACUUGCAACGUCUUCCCGAUUGGGCCACAGCCCAGCAGAACCCAGCCCUUCGCCCAAACUGCCUCCACCUGCCACACGUUCUCAGUUAAUUCCCCGCGAUGGCUCUCGGUACGUGCUUGAUGACUACUACACAACACCCAAUGCCUCCAGUGCCUCUCGCCGACAAGGCGCUUCUAAGCGGAGUAGCAUCGUUUCCGACGCGGACGAGUAUGAGGAUAUUGACGCCAAGUCGGAUGUCAGCAGCCUCAACGAAUUUGAACGGUUCGACUUUGGAGAAGGCGCUGGCAGUCGCUCUGGGAGCGCUGCGGGUACUUCGCUCAACUAUUUUGCCGCCCAAAACAGUCCGGCGAGUGGUCGCGGAAGUCCCUUUGGGACCGUCCUUCCUCAUGAACGAUGGUAGUGGGGCCACUUGACACAGAGCUUGGACCCCGUGGAUUGUUCCAGGACUUAAGCCAUCAUCAAAAAUUCCUCACCAAACCUCACGACAUCAAGCAUUGCAUUUCCAGCAUCACAAGCUACGGCCCGGCGCAAUUUCUUUUAUCUCCUACUAAAUGUCUUGGACCUCUAUUAUUGGUUUGGGAUCCACCGGAACUCGACAACGAGGACAUACCAAAACAUGAUCAUUGUCAUAAUACCCAUCUCGAAAUGAUACCCACUACUAUACAAUGCCCACGACCCGGGCGUUCAAACAGCUAACUCGGCCACGAUCUGUUUAGAUACAAAGCGUUCUGUCCUCAUGCCAGAAAAUUAAUGUUGAAGAGAAACUAUAUGAUGAGGAGGAGGGAGAAAGAAAACUGAGUACUACUGCCUACUCAUGUUUGUCAAUACCUAGUAUAUCACACUUGAUAGACCCUAAAGUGUCUACUAGUUUGCGAGAUGCAGAAUACAAUUGUUCGGCUCCUAACAUUAG
Molecule: messenger RNA, 2832 nt
Organism: Exophiala mesophila
Lineage: Eukaryota; Fungi; Ascomycota; Eurotiomycetes; Chaetothyriales; Herpotrichiellaceae
Exons: 1
Coding region: 577-2322 (581 amino acids)
Source: RefSeq, a predicted model, not a curated record